ACGAGCCGCUCGAAGAAUCAUUCGCGUGCAAGCCCGAGGACUCCCAGCCCUGCCCGGUGCACUGCGAACUUUCCCAGUGGGUGUCGGACACUGACGGCUGCACAGCAACGUGCGGCGGCGGAACUCUUCGCCGGGAGCGGAUGAUCACGACGGCUCCCUUGCACGGUGGUAUCCCGUGC
Messenger RNA from Amoebophrya sp. A120, 179 nucleotides. NCBI's taxonomy places the organism in Eukaryota, Dinophyceae, Syndiniales, Amoebophryaceae. The record is from the annotation of a GenBank genome assembly.